AAUCAGCAACUUUUUUCAGUGCCGUUGCAAAGACGACCUCGUAAAAGUUCCUUCUCGUAAACUUUUUGUAAACACGCGACGACGAGGCUCCGGAGGCUGUCACAGGGGAGGAGACAGGGAGAGCAAGCUGUUAUUUAAAGCAAGAACAGGAACCCUGGAGCCACAAGAUGAGUGUGUUUGCCUGUGGCCUGAACACCUCCCAGCAGAUCCUGGCGGCUGGCCCGUCCAUCCUGUGUUGCCCAUCACCGGUGUGCCUCCCCACUGGCAUCACAGCAGCCAGUGUUGCUUUCAGUCACAUACUUUGGAAGACAGAUUCUGGUUGGCGAUGGACAGGACAUGAUGCUGAAAGUUGUCAAGAAGGAAUGCAUAUAAAGUCAAGUUGGAAGAUCUAUGCUUGUGAGAACCGUCUUGCUGCAAUCAGUGAUAAUGGCUCUGUGUUGGUCUGGAGAAAAGAAUGGAGAACUUUACACUUUCAAAAGCUACACUUAGGUAGAAGACUUGAUGAAAAUAAAUUGGAAGAUGAAAACCACACAAAUGACAAAGAAAAGAAAAGUACAGAUUCAGACAUUAUGGAGCCUAAAUUAAGUGAAGUAGUAUAUGAGAAUACAAAGUGUACAAAGGAGCAAAUUAAUUCUUGUAAUGAAGUGUGUAGAAAGGAGAAGUGUAAAGAUCAAGAAGGUGCAAAUAAAAAGCUCAAGGUUGAACAUUCUGCAGAGGGAAAAGAUAAAGCUUCUUGUGACAUUGAAAACACGGAGAUCAGGUUCUCCAAAGUUGCCAUUGAAGACAAUUUACUUCUGGCUCUAGAUACAGAUGGAGUGAUGUACUGGGGGAAUAUUUCUGUGCCUUUGAGGAUGAAAGUGAGUGAUGUGGCUGUUGGGAAAGAACACUGCAUGGCACUGACUGCUGCUGGAGACGUCAUAACUUGGGGAAACGGAAUGCGUGGACAACUUGGGAUUGGUGAACUGUGUCAUGCAGAAAAGCCAGUACCUGUGGAGAGUCUGCAAGGGGUCUGUAUCACCACUAUCACCUGUGGGGCCUGGCAUUGUGCAGCUCUAAGCGAAAGUGGAGACCUGUAUGUGUGGGGCUGGAAUGAAACUGGACAGCUUGGUUUUCCUUACAAGUCUGAGAGCAGCCAUCCCCUCUUCCAUUUUUUUGAGCACUCCUGCCAGUGUCCAAAGAGCAGCUCAUUCAGUCAUGGCUAUUCACCGGGAAAUUCAGACCAAAGUCAUCACAUGGGCGAUAAAAGUCAAGACAAAGAAGUUGUGUACAAAGAUGAGGAAAAUAAAGAACAGAAAGGAAAUAGUAAAAGAGUACCAGAUGAACGAAUAAAUCCAGAAAAAAGUCAGGAAGCUAUCAAUGUUCAAGCAUUGCCACGGUUGCUAGAUUUUUGGAGAGAAAAUGUGAAUAUACAUGAUAUCCAAUGUGGAGACCGACACACCUUGUUCAUGUUGCAGGAUGGCAGCGUGUGGUCAGUUGGAAUGAAUAGGUACGGUCAGCUUGGUCUGGGUCACAUAGAAGCCGUGAAGGAGCCGUGUGAGGUGUUUAGGAGGGGCAUCAGUGCCAUUCAUGCAGGAGGCUGGAAUUCCAUCUUCAUCAGCUCCAGAAAUCAUCCAGCACCCUUAAAAGUAUAAACAGAUAAUGCAAAAUGUAGAGGGAUGGUGACAAGCAACAACAACAAGCGACACCAUGAUUGAAUAUACAUAGUCUAUCCCCAAAAUAUUGCUGGGGAAAGAAAACGAAAAUACUGUAAAAACAAUAACAAUAAAUAAAACUGUUGAUAAUACUACGAUUAGCUCCAUCGUCCUAACAAGAGGAACGACAAGUGGAAGGGAAGGGUGAGUGAAGUUUGCAGGAGUUGGCCACCACACCAGUUACUCAUGCACCUCAGCGAAGAGGAGGUAACCACUCCCUAGAUUUGAGUGUCACAUCUGAGGAACUGUUGUCAGAAGCCUGUCUCGACAGUCUGAUGUAGGAAACCAUACAUGGAUAGGAAACUUCAUACAUGGAAGGUAGGUGGUAGAAUCAGUAUGCCAAUGGUGACCUAAUAAUUUGAACUUACAUUUUCCAAACUGUUACAAAUUUAAUGCCCCACACAUCAGCACGUGCACCCUUAACAUCCCAAAUUAAAAGGCAUGAUUACCAGGUAGUUAUAUCAACACAGUAACUUAGCAGAUGAAUAUUAUGAGAAGGUUAGUCCUUCAAAGGAGAGAAUUUUCUAUAUCUUAUGGCACAUGAUUCCUGCACUAACUAGGUUUUGUGCAUGUUACUCAUUUAUCACCCAGAAGUGAGAUUUUUUGUACGUUUAUUUAGCUGCCAAUGAAAAGAACAAAUAAUUGUCUUGACGAUAGCUGCACAGCCUUACGUGAACAACACUACAUUAGUAGAAAACUGAUUAACCAAUAUAAUUUCUAUUGAAUUUUAAGUUUUGUCAUGUGUACACAUACACUUUAGUUUUUUUGUGCUUUGGGUGUGAUUUUCAGUACAUCUUGUAUAGAUGCAUAUGCCUAUGUUGGGGCUGAAAUGAAAUCCGGGAAAAUUCUCAGAUCUUGUUAGUCAGAUAAUAUUGCAUGUAUGACUGACAUAUUUAUGACCUUAAAUUAAUUAAAGCAGUGAAUAUGCGAUGCACAUAAGGCUUAAUUAAGUGAUAGACUUUCAGUCCUGGAAUGUUAUAUUACACCUAAUAUGACUAGAUUGCACAGGCUUGUGGUAAAGGUUUAAAUAUUUCAGCCUGGAAAUAUUAUACACCAGCCUUUUUCAGCAGCUCAU
Molecule: messenger RNA, 2766 nt
Organism: Eriocheir sinensis (Chinese mitten crab)
Lineage: Eukaryota; Metazoa; Arthropoda; Malacostraca; Decapoda; Varunidae
Exons: 11
Coding region: 168-1631 (487 amino acids)
Source: RefSeq, a predicted model, not a curated record